Fragaria vesca subsp. vesca is the source of this 1983-nucleotide messenger RNA. Its product is annotated as glucose-6-phosphate 1-dehydrogenase, chloroplastic-like. Gene Ontology annotation, molecular function: NADP binding; glucose-6-phosphate dehydrogenase activity. The transcript is spliced from 10 exons. Gene Ontology annotation, cellular component: chloroplast stroma. The coding region runs from base 126 to 1889 and encodes 587 amino acids. Gene Ontology annotation, biological process: glucose metabolic process; pentose-phosphate shunt, oxidative branch. The record is from RefSeq and is a predicted model, not a curated record. Lineage: Eukaryota; Viridiplantae; Streptophyta; Magnoliopsida; Rosales; Rosaceae.
CAAUCCACUCCAGCAUUCCUCACAAAGUCACAGCACAACACUUGCAGAGUUGCAGAUAUUUGUAGAUACAACUAUGUCUCACAUUACCUCUCAAUUUUGAGUUUCAUCUUGACUGAACGUAUUGCAUGGCUGCCCACCUGAGUCCUUGUUCGUCUUCUUCAACCUCAUUCACACCCUCUUCAUUCAAGAACAAGACUACCCACUUCGCCAAGUUCAUCACUUUGUUAGGAGAAGGUCAUUCCUCCAGAUGGGUCUCUCGGAUUCGCCCCAGAAAUCAAUUUCAGCUCAAAUCUUCAAAUGGGCAUCCACUCAAUGCUCUGUCUUUUCAUGGCGAUGGAAAUUCUAUUGGCCAAGAACAAUCUGAACCUCAUGGCAAAGAGGGUUCCUUUCCGGUGUCGGAUUUAAAAAAUGUGGACUCUAAGUUGAGCAUAACUGUUGUUGGUGCUUCUGGAGACCUUGCCAAGAAGAAGAUAUUCCCAGCACUUUUCGCUCUUUAUUAUGAAGAUUGUCUACCGGAGGAUUUUAUAGUGUUUGGUUUUGCUCGAACUAAAAUGACUGAUGAAGAGCUAAGGAACAUGAUCAGCAGAACCUUGACUUGCAGAAUAGAUAAGAGGGCAAAUUGUGAGGACAAAAUGGACCACUUCCUAAAAAGAUGCUUCUACCAUUCUGGUCUGUAUAGUUCUGAGGAGAAUUUCGCAGAGUUGGACAUCAAGCUGAAAGAGAAGGAGGCUGGAAGAAAGUCAAAUAGGCUGUUUUAUUUAUCGAUACCUCCAAACAUAUUUGUGGACGUGGUGAGAUGUGCUAGCCUUAGAGCUUCUUCAGAAAAUGGGUGGACUCGAGUCAUUGUUGAGAAGCCAUUUGGUCGUGACUCUGAAUCCUCUGCGGAGCUAACCAGAUGUUUAAAGCAGUACCUUGCUGAAGACCAGAUAUUUAGGAUUGACCAUUACUUGGGAAAGGAGCUUGUCGAGAAUCUAUCAGUGCUUCGCUUCUCAAAUCUUGUUUUUGAGCCUGUGUGGUCACGUAACUACAUUAAGAAUGUGCAACUGAUUUUUUCUGAAGAUUUUGGCACAGAGGGAAGAGGGGGAUAUUUUGAUAAGUAUGGAAUCAUACGGGACAUAAUGCAAAAUCAUCUUCUACAAAUACUAGCACUUUUUGCAAUGGAAACACCAGUCAGCUUAGAUGCUGAGGACAUCAGGAAUGAAAAGGUAAAGGUUCUAAGAUCAAUGAGGCCAUUGCAGCUUGAAGAUGUAGUUGUUGGCCAAUAUAAGGGCCACAGCAAGGGUGGUAAAUCAUUUCCUGCUUAUAUAGAUGACCCAACUGUGCCAAAUGACAGUCUCACCCCUACAUUUGCAGCAGCAGCUCUCUUUAUUGAUAAUGCUAGAUGGGAUGGGGUUCCUUUCCUGAUGAAAGCAGGAAAGGCCCUCCAUACUAAGCUUGCAGAGAUCAGAGUUCAAUUCAGACAUGUCCCGGGUAACCUGUACAAGCGGAAUUUUGGAACUGAUAUAGAUAAAGCUACAAAUGAGCUUGUGCUUCGUGUACAACCUGAUGAAGCCAUAUUCCUGAAGAUCAACAACAAAGUCCCCGGUCUUGGAAUGAGACUAGAUCGGAGUGACCUAAAUUUGCUUUAUUCAGCUAGGUAUCCAAGAGAAAUACCAGAUGCAUACGAGAGGCUACUGUUAGAUGCAAUUGAAGGGGAACGAAGGUUGUUCAUAAGAAGCGAUGAGCUCGAUGCUGCUUGGUCACUAUUCACACCAUUGUUGAAUGAGCUCGAACAGAGAAAGAUUGUUCCCGAGCUAUACCCCUAUGGUAGCCGAGGGCCAGUAGGACCCCACUAUCUUGCUGCAAAGCACAAUGUUAGAUGGGGAGAUCUUGGAGACGAGGAAUUAUGAAGUGAGAAAUACUUCAUUCUCAGGUUUGGCAUGCUUAUGACUGGUUCUUGUUCCCAUUUCCGCCAUUGAUUGUUUACAUUCGAAUAUAUAUAUU